Paramecium pentaurelia is the source of this 963-nucleotide messenger RNA. The record is from the annotation of a GenBank genome assembly. NCBI's taxonomy places the organism in Eukaryota, Ciliophora, Oligohymenophorea, Peniculida, Parameciidae.
UAAUGUGCAUGCCAAUAGGAAUUUUGAGAUGUGUAGUUUCAUUAGAGGCUUGGAUUGUAAUGAUUUGUGGAAUUGCAGCCUUUAUAUUCACAAUGAUUAUGUAAAUACAUUAUAGUUUAAUGCUAUAAGCAAAUGAAGGAGAAUCUGUAUAUAGAUCAUUAAAUAUUUAUUUAGUGGAUGCUUUUUGGAUAGGGUAUGUUAACAGCUUUUUGGUUGUUUUCAUCUUAUAUAAUAAUUAAUGGAGUAUGUGGUAUUGUUGGCGGUUAGCACAAAAAACCAUGUUUAUUAUUAGCGUUCAAUGUUGGAAAUAUCAUAAUUAUAAUUGCAUUCAUUAUACUUAUGGUGAUAGGUUAUGUGUUAGCAGAUGAGACUAGAAAACUUACUGAUAAAGAUAUAUAAUAAAAUGAAAAUACUUGUCUUGACAAUAGAUCUGAAUUAAAUACCUUAGAUUGGGAAAGCAAAGAUCUUUUAUGUUCAAUAGAAUGUCCAUGUUAUUAUACAUAAUUGAAUGGUCCAUUGGCUAAAAAUAAAACUCUAUGGGGAGAUGAUAAACAUCCAGAAAGAGUAUUGCAUAGAAAUAUAAGAAUAGCCUACAAAAGUAUAAGAUUGUGAACUCUUUUAAAAAACUUAGAAUACAACUGUUAAAUAUUUUUCAAAUUACCUAGGAGAAAUCUAAAAAAAUACAGGGUGUACAGGAUGGUGUGUGCCAUAUUAAAUGCAAAUAUUUUAUGAUAUCAAUAUAGUUCCUAAAGAUCCUUAGUAUAAAUUUUACAUAAAAUUAGAUUAUAUUGUCAAUAUGUUGUAAUUUAAAAAUUAACAGAGAUGGGAAUGUUGAUGGGUGACAUAGCAGCUGGAGUCACUGCAGUAAUGCUUAUUUUAAUUACUCUUACCUGUUGUUUAUGUUUCCAUCCAGCAAAUAAAGAUCAGGAUUUCUACAAGAAGAUGGCACAUUAUGAGAAUUGA